This is a messenger RNA of Dicentrarchus labrax (European seabass), 1803 nucleotides long. RefSeq names its product sperm associated antigen 7 (gene spag7). The record is from RefSeq and is a predicted model, not a curated record. The transcript has 7 exons. Gene Ontology annotation, molecular function: nucleic acid binding. NCBI's taxonomy places the organism in Eukaryota, Metazoa, Chordata, Actinopteri, Moronidae. The coding region runs from base 70 to 759 and encodes 229 amino acids.
GCGCCUGCGCAGUCCGUACAGCUGCAGCCAACAACAACAGUCUGUACGAGUCUGCCCUUUCAUUCCAAGAUGGCGGACCUCCUAGGUUCAAUCUUAAACUCGAUGGAGAAGCCUCCAACAGUCGGCGACCAGGAAAGCCGACGAAAGGCUCGAGAGCAAGCUGCAAGACUCAAGAAGAUGGAGGAAGAUGAAAAAAGAAAGAAAGCAGCGUUCAGGAAAAAGAUGGAGAAAGAAGUGUCUGAUUUCAUUCAAGACAGUUCACAACAGAAACGAAAGUACAAUCCUAUGGGGAAGAUUGAAAGGAGUAUAUUGCAUGAUGUUGCAGAAGUGGCUGGUCUGACUUCUUUUUCUUUUGGGGAGGAUGAGGAGAGCCGUUACGUCAUGCUUUUCAAGAAGGAGUUUGCUCCAUCAGACGAGGAGCUGGAAGCCUAUCGCAAAGGAGAGGAGUGGAAUCCGCAGCUGGCAGAGCAGCGGCGCCGACUAAAAGAACAGGCUGCAUUGGAAGAAACGGCAUCCAGUAAGACAAAGAAGGUCGAGGCCUGUCCCAACUCUAACUACAGAGACAAGUACAGUCACCUGAUCGGCACCUCAGCUGCAAAAGAUGCAGCACACACACUAGAGGCCAACAGUGCUUAUGGCUGUGUGCCUGUGGCCAACAAGAGGGACACUCGCUCCAUAGAGGAAGCCAUGAAUGAAAUCCGAGCAAAGAAACGGCAAAAGCAAGAGGACGACACAGGAGCACACAGCAGCAGUUCUUGAGUCUUCACCAUUUAUGCUUUCCGUCUACUGUGUGUUUGUGUGUGUCUGUGUGUCUGUGUGUCUGUGUGUGUGUGUGUGUGUGUGUGUGUGUGGGUGAGGUUGUCUCUGUGUGCACAGUCUAAUUCAUCCUAUAAUGCAAUAUCCUGUACUUAUGACAUUUUAAAAGUAUAACUUAUAUGACAGGUGUUGAAUCUAGUAUGUAUGCCACUCUCUGACUUAGACUGUGCUGAAAUCAUGAAAUCUUUGUUUGGUGGAGGUACUCAGGUGUGUCUGAUCCAGGAGGUGGAUCACUCUACAUGUUUAACAUUUGCUCAUGUACUAUACAGUAUGAGAAACAUGUUUUGAUUUAAAAAAAAAAAACGUGUCCAGUGCGUGUUCUGCUACUUUACAAACACUCGAUAUCUUCUUACAUAAUUUUUAAUGGACUUUUGUUUUUUUUAGCAUUGAUUGACAUUUUUAAUGCAGAUGUGCAUUUACAGUUCGAGGUGACAUUUUUAUCAUAUAAAUACUGAGAAAUUUUAGCUUUGGCAAGGCCGGGUGACAUUUUGAAAGCAAGGUUUUAGGCAAAGCAUGGUUGAAGAGUCCUGCUGACAGUGUUCCAAAUAUCCAGUGCAGUUUUUAAAAGGGAAACAAGAAUCCGUCUAUUGACCGGAUUUUGGUUCAAUUUGUUCAUUAUCUUUUUCUUAGUCUCACCCUUUAUCAGAACUUUGUAAAAUUGGAAGCAUGCCAUCUCCUACAUUUCAAGAGGAAUAGCAUUUUAGAAAAUACAGUUUUGUGGAUUUUAGGAAUCUGUGAUCAAGUUUCGUUUUUGUUUCUAUACGUCUGCACGGACUGUAAAUCAAACUGUUACUACAAACUAAAUGUUUUAUUAUCGAGCCAUGUGAUAAGCAUCAUAGGAGGGAGCAGAUGUAAACACAACUUAUUGUAUUGGUGACAUCUCUUUUGUUUUUCAUAUCUUCAAGUAUGUUUCUUGGCAUCUUGAUGUCUGUUUUAACAUGGUUGCACUGUUUUAUCUCCCCAUGUGUUAAUAAAUGGAGAACUGUC